This is a messenger RNA of Sphenostylis stenocarpa, 1743 nucleotides long. Lineage: Eukaryota; Viridiplantae; Streptophyta; Magnoliopsida; Fabales; Fabaceae. The record is from the annotation of a GenBank genome assembly.
AUGGGGCUGUGUCAUGGAAAACCCGUUGAAACCUCACAAAGUGAAGAUGGGCACCACGUUUUCCCCGGCGAGAAAGAGGUGGUGGUGGGAGCGAGUCCCAAAACAUCCACUAAAGGUUCAAAGUUUCCGUUUUACAGCCCAAGCCCGUUGCCGAGUCUGUUUAAGAACUCGCCGGCGAACUCAAGUGUGAGUUCGACCCCUCUGCGGCUCUUCAAGCGGCCCUUUCCGCCUCCGUCGCCGGCGAAGCACAUUCGGGCCUUGCUGGCCCGCCGCCACGGCUCCGUCAAGCCCAAUGAGGCCUCCAUCCCCGAAGGGAGUGAGUGUGAGGUUGGGCUCGACAAGAGCUUCGGCUUCUCUAACCACUUUCAUGCUCACUAUGAGCUUGGGCCCGAGGUGGGCCGUGGCCACUUUGGCUACACUUGCUCUGCCAAGGGAAGAAAAGGCACCUUCAAGGGCCAUGAUGUUGCUGUCAAAGUCAUUCCAAAGUCCAAGAUGACAACAGCAAUUGCCAUAGAGGAUGUAAGGAGAGAAGUAAAGAUAUUGCGAGCUCUGACUGGGCACAAGAACCUGGUGCAAUUUUAUGAAGCCUAUGAAGACAAUGAUAAUGUUUAUAUAGUAAUGGAGUUAUGCAAAGGAGGUGAACUGCUAGAUAAGAUUCUUUCCAGGGGUGGAAAGUACUCUGAAGAAGAUGCCAGAAUUGUUAUGCUUCAGAUAUUAAGUGUGGUAGCUUUCUGUCAUCUGCAGGGUGUUGUUCACCGUGAUCUCAAGCCAGAGAAUUUUCUUUAUAUUUCUAAGGAGGAAAAUUCCACUCUGAAGGUCAUUGAUUUUGGACUCUCUGACUAUGUGAAGCCUGAUGAAAGGUUGAAUGAUAUUGUUGGAAGUGCAUAUUAUGUAGCUCCUGAAGUUUUGCACAGAUCUUAUGGGACAGAAGCAGAUAUGUGGAGCAUUGGUGUAAUUGCUUACAUUCUUUUAUGUGGAAGCCGACCAUUUUGGGCCAGGACAGAGUCUGGCAUAUUUCGGGCUGUCCUGAAGGCAGAUCCAAGUUUUGAUGAAGCUCCUUGGCCAUCUUUAUCAGCUGAUGCAAUUGAUUUUGUAAAGAGACUCUUGAAUAAAGAUUAUCGUAAAAGGCUAACUGCAGCUCAGGCUCUCAGUCAUCCAUGGCUCUCGAGUCAUUGCGAUGAUGUGAAGAUACCUUUUGAUAUGAUAAUCCACAAGCUUGUUAAAGCUUAUAUAUGCUCAUCUUCAUUGCGCAAAUCGGCAUUAGGGGCUCUUGCAAAGACGUUAACAUUAGUGCAGCUAGCAUAUCUGAGAGAACAAUUCAACAUGUUAGGGCCAAACAAAAGUGGGUUAAUCUCCAUGCAGAACUUCAAGACGGGUAUUUUAAGGAGUGUCACUGAUGCCUCAAAGGAUUCAAGGGUUUUAGAUUAUGUGAACAUGGUUAGUUCAAUCCAAUAUCGGAAAUUAGAUUUUGAGGAAUUUUGUGCCGCUGCUAUAAGUGUCCAUCAACUAGAGGGAAUGGAUAGCUGGGAGCAACAUGCAAGGCGUGCCUACGAGUUGUUUGAAAAGGAAGGAAAUAGACCAAUUAUGAUUGAAGAGCUUGCCUCGGAACUUGGGCUUAGCCCUUCAGUACCAAUUCAUGUGGUACUCCAAGAUUGGAUAAGACACUCAGAUGGGAAGCUUAGCUUCUUGGGGUUUGUUAGGCUCCUGCAUGGAGUUUCUUCUCGCACAUUUCAGAAGGCUUGA